Gadus chalcogrammus (walleye pollock) is the source of this 1764-nucleotide messenger RNA. RefSeq lists its product as uncharacterized. The record is from RefSeq and is a predicted model, not a curated record. Gene Ontology annotation, molecular function: catalytic activity. NCBI's taxonomy places the organism in Eukaryota, Metazoa, Chordata, Actinopteri, Gadiformes, Gadidae. The coding region runs from base 1 to 1764 and encodes 587 amino acids. The transcript has a single exon.
AUGGAGACACAAGACAUCGAUAAUCCUAUACUUCCAGCGGCGGGAGUCCGCAGGAGCCACGCAGCAGACGGUGGUGCUGGUCCUCCUCCGGGGGGACACUAUGACGACUGGACCCCAAACCCUCUCCAACGGGGAGGGAGGGUUCAGUCUGACCACAGCCCAAUGUCCAAUGCACUCUUGCGCUGUAGAAGGCCACUUAUUAUGGCAACCUACAACGCAAACACAGUGAGGGAAGAGGCGAGGUUGGAAGAACUAGCGCACUGUGCCGAGGAUAGGGGAGUGGAGAUCCUGGCAGUCCAGGAGCAUAGGAGAGUACACACAGACCAGACAAUUAACUAUCGCAGAGUGGGGGGACGCACGUUCAUCACCUCAUCUGCAUGGCGUAAUGAUGCCCAGGCAGCAACGGGUGGCGUGGGACUCAUGGUGAACCCCCGAGCACGAAAGGCCCUCCGUAGGGUGCACCCGCACACCAACAGGAUCCUUAGUGCCGAUUUCGAGGGGAACCCAGUAACAACGGUCAUGAGUGUAUACUCUCCCACCAACGUAGCACCGAUCGAGGAAGUUGAAAAGUUCUACGAUGACCUAAGAACAGCGAUCCACCAUGUGCCGGCUCACAACUUCCUCAUAAUCCUGGGGGACUUCAACGCGAGACUCGGACCGGAAGACGCACCGUUCACGUACCACACCAAUACCAACCGCAACGGAGAACAUCUAGCUGCCCUUCUUACGGAACAUGAACUACUGGCCGCCAACACCUUGUUCCGUAAGAGAAUGGGCAAGAGAUGGACAUUCCAGGACCGAGCCAGCAGUAUGCGACGUCAGCUGGACUACAUACUGGUAAGGAGGAAGUGGAGGAAGUCCAUCCUAAAUGCAGAGUCCUACAGCACGUUCGAUUCUGUAGGCUCCGAUCACCGUGUGGUCGCCACGAGGCUGCGCCUGAGCCUAAGGGUCCCCAAGAGCGCCCCGAGAGCCCGGCCCGACUGGGAGGCCUUCGCGGGAAGCCCUGAACUCCAGGCCAAAUACACAGCGGAGGUGAGAGCCCGCCUACAUCUGGCCGAGGAAGGGGAGCCAACGGCCUACGAGCGGUUCCUAUCCGCCAACGAAGAGGCAACCAGGAAAUGGGUGCCAACAAAGGGGAGACAUAGAGCCUCUCCUAGGUCCAAACACCCGGAGGUUGUGCGAGCGCGGACACUGGUGGAAGAGGCACGCAGAAGCUUUGAGAGAGUGGGGACCGCAGAGAGUAGGGAGGAGCUGAACAGCGCCAAACAGCAGCUGUUCAGCACCUACGACAGGAUCAAAGGGGAAGAAUUGAUGGAGAAGGUGAAGAAGGUGGAGGCAGAACAUGGCAAACAGAGAUACAAGGAGUCAUGGAAGGUCAUAAACGAGAUGAGUGGGCGCAAGAAGACGAGAGAGGGACAGCUAGCAGGCUGCAGCCCAGAGGAGAGAGUGACCUCCUGGUUCACCCACUUCCGGGAUCUCCUAGGCACCCACCCAACAGUGGACGGAGCUGAGGAAGAGAUACCUGCAGUCCUCACAAACCUCAACAUUGACGAUGGCCCCUUUACAGCUACGGAGUUUGCCACAGUGAAGUCCACCCUGAAGCAAGGAAAAAGUGCUGGGCCGGACGGUAUCCCCCCAGAGGUCCCUAAACACUGCGAUCUCGAUAACAUCAUACUGGAGAUCUGCAACCAGGCUCUGAUAGAAAACAUCAAACCCGAUAUAUGGUCCCUCUCUAAUAUCAUCCCGGUGCCCAGAGGUGGGUAG